Molecule: messenger RNA, 690 nt
Organism: Didymella exigua CBS 183.55
Lineage: Eukaryota; Fungi; Ascomycota; Dothideomycetes; Pleosporales; Didymellaceae
Exons: 1
Coding region: 1-690 (229 amino acids)
Source: RefSeq, a predicted model, not a curated record
AUGUCCCACGAACCAGAAAGAAGACUAUCGACAGGCGGCCUACCACCAAUCAAAAUCCGUGAACAAUAUCUCGUCGAGGAAGUCUCAAGCCACGGCAAUACUCCCUGCUAUACCGCCUGGGUGCGCGAAGAGAUUGUGCGAGUUCCCCAGGGAUGGUCAGCCUCGGACUUUACCAUCGCAACCCAACGUCCCCAAUGGUCUCUCCAGAUCUACGACACGACGCCCCAAGCUGCCGAUCAGGACCACCUCAAGACCCUGGCCGAGACGCUCCACAGAGAGACGCGCGAAGAGCGUGGAGCAGGUGGCCGCGACGAGCCUGAUCGAAUCGACGUCUGGGGCAUGCCGUUUGCCGCCGACGCGUCCGAGGAGGACAGAAUCGCAAAGUGCAAGGCCCACAUCUCCGCCGAGAUGGCUGCGAGACACACUUCUGUAGACGACGACUUUUACGUCUCAGAGUUCCAUAGCCAUGACCAAUGGAAACGAGCCAUUCUCAUCAUCGACCAGCCCCAAGAAUCUUGGAACGAGGGUGAAGGUGGUUUCCUCGCUGUGUAUUGGGAUCCUCACCCCGGCUAUCUGGACAUGCUCGCGCAAGCGUAUGAUGAGGAGUACCAGGAACCAGACACGAGCGCGGUCCGCUACACGCGUGACGGGUUGGGCCAGCUGUUGGCGAGCUGGAGGAGCUUCUUCUAG